Messenger RNA from Toxotes jaculatrix (banded archerfish), 1272 nucleotides. RefSeq names its product protein NLRC3-like. The record is from RefSeq and is a predicted model, not a curated record. Lineage: Eukaryota; Metazoa; Chordata; Actinopteri; Toxotidae. The annotation marks the transcript as partial. The transcript has 2 exons.
UUGUUCAUCUUUGAUGGCCUGGAUGAAAGCAGACUUUCACUGGAUUUCAGCAACAGGGAGGUCGUGUCUGAUGUCUCACAGAAGUCAUCUGUCAACGUGCUGCUGACAAACCUCAUCCAGGGGAAUCUGCUUCCCUCGGCUCUGUUCUGGAUAACUUCCCGACCUGCGGCAGCCAAUCAGAUCCCUCCUGCAUGUGUUGACAGGGUAACAGAAGUACGAGGCUUCACUGACGCCCAGAAGGAGGAGUACUUCAGGAGGAGAUCCAGUGAUGAAGAGCUGUCCAGAAGAAUCCUCUCACACAUCAAGACAUCCAGGAGCCUCCACAUCAUGUGUCAGAUCCCAGUCUUCUGCUGGAUCUCUGCUACAGUUCUGGAGCACAUGCUGACCACAGAGCAGAGAGGAGAGCUGCCCAAGACCCUGACUGACCUGUACUCACACUUCCUGCUGGUUCAGACAAAGAGGAAGAAGCACAAGUAUGAUGAGGGACAUGAGACGAGUCCACAGGAGCUGACGGAGGCUGACAGGGAAGUUCUUCUGAAGCUGGGGAGGCUGGCGUUUGAACAUCUGGAGAAAGGAAACAUCAUGUUCUACCAAGAAGACCUGGAGAAGUGUGGUCUUGAUGUCACAGAGGCCUUGGUUUACUCAGGAGUUUGUACAGAGAUCUUUAAAAGAGAGAGUGUGAUCUUCCAGAAAACAGUCUACUGCUUUGUUCAUCUGAGCAUUCAGGAGUUUCUGGCUGCAGUCUACAUGUUCCACUGUUACACUGAGAGGAAGACAAGAGAGCUGAGGACUUUCCUGGGACAAGACUGUUACCCAUCACUCGAUGUCCUCCUCAGUGAUGCCAUGGAGAAAUCCCUCCAAAGUAAAAAUGGCCACCUGGACCUGUUUGUUCGCUUCCUUCAUGGCCUGUCUCUGGAGUCCAACCAGAGACUCUUAGGAGGCCUUCUGGAUCAGACAGAGAACAGACCAGAAAUCAUCCAGAGAGCCAUCAACAACCUGAAGGAGAUGAACAUAGAUGAUAUCUCUCCUGACAGAAGCAUCAACAUCUUCCACUGUCUGAUGGAGAUGAACGACCGCUCAGUACAUCAGGAGAUCCAAGAGUUCCUGAAGUCAGAGAACAGAUCAGAGAAGAGACUCUCUGAGAUCCACUGUUCAGCUCUGGCCUACGUUCUGCAGAUGUCAGAGGAGGUUCUGGAUGAGUUGGACCUGGAGAAGUACAACACAUCAGUGGAGGGACGACAGAGACUGAUCCCAGCUGUGGGGAACUGCAGA